AUGGGCAACCCCGAACACGGCACGGAACAGUACGACCGCAAGCUCGAGAACAACCGCGCGUACAAGGCCAGAGUCAAAAAAGACAAGGCCAAAGCGGCGAAGCACAAGCUCAAGAUGCGAUUCCAGAGGCCGCUGUUGAAGAAGAUCGCGGACCUGGAAGAGCAGGUUGAUUGGUGCCAGGGCGAGGCGGCGGACAACUGGGAGCUCGCCGAGAAGCGUGCGUGGUCCAACGAGCAGCUUCGGGAGCGAGUGCGGAAACUGACGAGGGAGCUGGCCGAGAGCAACACGGCCGAGGGGAACGCACAGGCGAAGGGAGCUGCAGACGCGAAGGCCCCCAAGGCCUGGAAGUCCUGGUUCGAGGUUUUCUCGCGCGUGUGCGACCAGGAGCUGCCGCCGAAGGCGACGAAGCUUCUGAGGGACUGGGCGACUUGGAGGGUCACUCACUUGAGGGCCAUCCUUCGCUUUUCUCAGGACAACUGGGCAAAGCAGGAGCCCGCCGCGAGGCCGUUCCCCUUGCGCAAGAGGGGCAAGGGCAGGAUGGGCCAGCGCAGGAAGCAAGCGGAGAAGGUCGAGUACGUGCGCCACGGGAAGAAGACCGUGAAAUCCCGCAAGGAGCGCGAAAUUUGGUGCCGCAACUACGACAGCUUCCACGGGGCAACUGCGGACCAGAUGGUAGACCUGCUCCUCGAGGAUGGCGUCCUGCUUGACUGGGAAGGCCGCGCCUGCCCUCACUGCGGCGUCGGAACCUGCGGCGCGCGGGUGCGUGAUGACAAUCGCGGCCCGCAUUGGCGAUGCAACAGCGGUAGGCUGUGCGGCAAGACCGUCAACCCGUGCACCGCCCACCCCGUCUUCAAGUCUGGCGGGGGUUGCCAAUCGUCGAGUUUGUCGACGAAGGCCAAGGUCCUCUUCUGCCUCACGCUCGGCAUGACCACCGCCCACAUACACUUGCUGACAGGUGCCAACCACAAGAUGAUCGAGGACAUGAGCGCGGCCGUGGCAGCCGUGCGGCAGAUCUACGUGGAAAAGAACGAACCCAACAUUGUCUUCGACGACGAAGCUCAGCGGCGCUGGUUCGACGUGGAGGCGGAUGAGUCGGUCUUCCGCGCCCAGCUGUCCGACGACGGUCGUUCCAAGACGCGGGAACAGUGGGCGGGCGUCGUCGAGCGCGGGCGCCCUGAUAGCCUCGUUCUGUGGAAGGCCCAGUCAGACGGCACCGAGGCCAACGCGCCAGGCCCAGGCGCUAUCAAGAAGACGGAUUGGGCGCCGUUCCUAAAAAGCCGCUUAGAGAAAAGGAAGGUCAUCUUGCACUCUGACGGGGCCCGCAGCUACAAGAUGCGCGCGUCGGGGCUCGCGCGCGACCACGUCGUGCACUGCAAGAAGCGGAAGAAGAUCGGCAGGAAGUGGGUUUGGUUGAAGCCAGUUUACUCGAAGGUUGUCACCUACAUGUUGCCCGACGGCUCCAAGAUCAGGGUAAAGGCAGGGGCGCAGAUCAUCGACCGCGCCCGGAGGUCUAUCAAAACCCUCAUUGGCACGCGCGCGGACCUCCCAGGCAGCAGGCGUCUCGCGGCUUCGGUUCGCUCGGCCCAGUUCGAGUACUGGAACAAGGGCAAGGAUAUGUGGGCGGCCACCGCGGAUGCCAUCCGGGAGGUCAUGGACGCGGUGCAGUCGCUGGGGCAGGUUGCGUACGACGCCGAGGGAGACGGCAAGCUCACCUUUGAGGAGGCGUCGUUGGUGGUCAGCGGUAGCAAGUUAGACUACCACCCCUCGAAGUGCGUCAAGAAAGACACGUUGGCUUUCGCUGGUGACCUUUCUAUCUUCGGCCUUCCUCUGCUACCGAUCGCGAGUUCGAGUGCCACGAAGUUGGUCGCUUUCGCCGACAUGGUAUCCAACUACGAGGGCCCGAUUGACUUCGACAAGGUGCACGAGUUGUGCGCGCAGGGUAGGUUCAAGGACUUGCAGGAGCCGCUGUCGCUCAAGCAGGAGCCCGUCGUCCCGCACACGAUGCAGAUCUUCAUCGUUCGCCAGAAGCCAGAGGACAGCGAGUGUUCGGCAUACCGCAUCCUCAAGGUUGUUUCUUUCGAUAAAAUCAGAGUCGAUUCUGCGACCAUCCUCAAGUGUGCUCGCGGAGAGGCCCACAAAAUCGACUACGGCAAAAACUUUCGGGCGGGGUCGAUCGCGUUCCAGUUCGUGCCGGAGAAGCUCGAGGGCAAUCAAAUACGGUACUUCACGAUCAAGCCGCAGCACGAGCGGAAGCAGCCGCUAGAGGAGGACGAGCGCGCGCAGGGUUACACGUUCAUCCGUGAACACGGCCCCCGCAGCAAUAACAGAAACCAGUUCAUGGAAUGGGCUGACACAGAGGUCAACAGGGAGGGUUCGAAGAUAUUCGGAUGGCCUGCGUCCAAGGUGGAGACUGCGCUGCGCAAUUACCAGAAGGGCAGGGCGAAUGCCAAACCGAUCUCGCGCUGGAGUUUGACGCUGGAGGACUUCUCUGGCUGGUUCCUCAAUGGCGUCCUCCGCCUGAUGAUUGGCACGCUCCACAUGCACGGGGUGCCGCGGGUCGGGAAGUCCAGAGUUGGCAAGAGCAACGGUUCGGAGACGCUUGCUUGGGUUCAUUCGGCGUACAGCAUACAGAAGAAGGGCACCGCCGAUGAGAUCGCUUUCCUGACGGUGAAGCAUAUGGAUUUCUUCAAGGGCGAGCCGACGACGGAGAUCCUCCCUGGCAUUUUCGACGACGGCCUGCUUCAGAAGGUAUCCGCUGAUGUGCUCAAGGCUUUCUUGAACCCCAAGGAAGAGGGCGCUCUGCUGUGGGCUCGGUGGGGCGGCUGCGCUUUCGAGCAAGGGUCGCGCAGACAGGCCGUCGCGAACCCCUACGACCGCGACGCGGAGAAGGCGGCGCUGGAUGCCGCGACGCCAAACAAGUACGGCCUCGACCUGCUCAAGCGUAUCAUCGCGCCGUCUCUGGAGGAUGUCAGGACAGAGGAGGACUUCAACGCCAUCCUCGCCAGGGCGCACGUCAUCGUGGUGACGGACUUCGGCGUGCAUUGGCGCGUGGCAUCCGCCAACCUGCAGGAUGGUGCAGAGUUCAUGCCGUGGCCCAACCCCAGGAGCCCCGACCUCUUCGUCAGCGAAGUGCGGGACACGACGUCGCCAGCCAUCCGCCCGCCCCCCUCAGACUACGCCGAAAAGAUGGCUUGGUCGAUUGGGUACAUGAGCAAUGUGGUCGCGGGCCUUGACGUGCCCACUAUUGCGACUGUCCAUAUUGCUCCUAUCUUCGGCGAUGGCCCUGCGCGCGUUGUCUCCGCUGUCGGCAACGUUUCAGGGUUCGUUCCAGGCGCGGCCAGCGCUCCGCCAGCCGCCGCGGCCGCUUCGGCGUUUUCCCAGCCGCCAGCCGAGUUGUCCCAGGAGGAGGACGUGUUCGGCUUCGGCGGCGGAAUGGACGAACCGCCAGAAGACAGCUCGCGCGCCGCCAGCUCCGCGCAGCCCAACAUCGUUGGGCGUUGCGGCGAGCUCACCAAGGAGGACCAGGACGAGCAGCUCGCGAUUUUCAAGAGCCUCGCCAAGGCGCACCACGGCGCGUUCGAGGACUUGUCCUCGCCUCCGCCAGUGAAGAGGGCGAGGGGGCUCAUGAUGGGCUGCGGUGGUCCGUUGUCACCCGUGGAUGCCGAUGAGCAGAGGGCGAUCUUCGCUUCCAUUGCCGCCUCGGCCCACGGUGAAACGAUCGACGUCGAGGAUGACGACGGUCUGUCGGCAGAGCUCGCGCGCGUGAUUGACGAGGGGGAACCGCCCUCUGAGUCGGCGACGGCGCGCCGCAGCGAGGCUGACUGA
Messenger RNA from Prorocentrum cordatum, 3825 nucleotides. Lineage: Eukaryota; Dinophyceae; Prorocentrales; Prorocentraceae. The record is from the annotation of a GenBank genome assembly.